UGUCAGUGGCAACUACGUAUUUAUAUAAGUGAACAAAAUAAAGUACGAGCCUUUUCGUAUAAUGUCAGUCUUGGAUUCAAUGAAUAUAAAAAACUACAAUUAUUUCAUCAAAUAGACUAAUAGAGAUUGUUUUAUCUUCUCUCUAUCUCUCUCUUACAGGAUAUUUGUCGAGCAGCUUCGAUUUUGUAUUGAUAUAAUUUUUUUUUAUUAUCGGUUUAAUUUUGGUUCGAUCAUGAUGCAAGAUUUGGCAGCUCAACAACCGGAAAUUGCUAUAAUCGUGGGGGAUUCUUCACCUUCAUCUUCUUCUCCUCUUCCGCCUCAUUCUUCUUCUCAGGGUGAUCAUCAGGUAAAAGAAAAAUCUACUGAAGAUGUGCCGAGCUCUCAACCGAGCGGAACCCACUUGGAUCUUUCAAUACAAAUACCCACAAGACCAGUUCCAUUUGUUGGUGGCCGUAACCCAAAGAGUUCAUUGAAGUCCACAAGUUCAUUCAAAAGUGGCAGUACAUCGUCACCAAGAGGAAUCUUGCGGAAUUUAAGCUUGAAAAAGAAAGUUGUAGCUCAUCCUGAAAGCGAGAGAAGCUCCCUACUAUCUCCUGGUCUCAUGGAAACAACGAAAAAGCCCGAUACUGCAGGUUCAGAUACUUCCCCUUAUUGGAAAAGAUGCUUGUCGCUUCCAUCUAGACAUGCCGCAAAAUUGUCUCCUGUGGUAUCUGCACAGGUUUCAGUUGGUCUGCCUGGUGAACCGCCCAAUAAAGAUAAUAUUUAUCCACCAGUUCCAAGGUCCUUGUCCAUGCCUGGAAGAAACAAAGUGAUUGUGCGAUCUAUUUCUUUUGACAACCAGAAAGCUCGUGUUUCGUCUGAAAUAAGCGCAGAUCAAAUCUCUCCCGUUCCUACAGAAGAAACUGAUGAAGAAAUUCCAGAAGAAGAAGCAGUGUGCAGGAUCUGCCUGGACGUGUGCGAAGAAGGCAAUACUCUGAAAAUGGAGUGUAGCUGCAAAGGUGAUCUCAGACUUGUUCAUGAAGCGUGUGCCAUUAAGUGGUUUAGUACGAAGGGGACAAGAACCUGUGACGUCUGUAGACAAGAAGUCCAGAACUUACCAGUUACAUUGCUUCGUGUGCCUACAACUAAUCAACCAAACAACAGGCGUGAUCGCAGUCAACAUAAUAUGCAGUCACCAACCGCUAGUGCUUGGCAAGAGUUUGUGGUGCUAGUUCUAAUCAGCACAGUCUGUUACUUCUUCUUCCUCGAGCAAUUACUGAUAAGGGACUUGAACACGCAAGCUAUCUACAUAGCAGCGCCAUUUUCAUUGACGUUGGGCCUCUUAGCAUCCGUUUUUGCCAUUGUCCUCGCUAUCAGAGAAUACAUAUGGACAUACGCAGCACUUGAGUUUGCGCUUGUGGGGAUGCUGGUUCAUCUAUUGUAUGCUACGGUUAGACUACCGGCGAUCUAUGCUGUACUUUUUGCAGGGAUUCUUGGUUUUGGGAUAGCCGUGUGCCUAAACUCGUUGUAUCUUCAUUAUUUCGCUUGGCGUGUACGGGUUGCAGAGAACUCGAGUCCAGUAUGAGAUUAUCUUUUUCUUUGAUUUCUCUUUUCUUCGUUGAGUUUGUAUCAUGCAAGAAGAAGAAGAAGAAGAAGUUGUUUAUCUGAUCCAGCAGUGACAUGUAAUGUGUAAAUAUAUCUAGCCUUCUUCAAAAAUGUUACUCACGUUCCUUUUUUUGUGCCCCUACAGUCUUUCAUUUUUGGGGACGAUGAUAGUUUUUAAAAGGGAAUUUCGUGUAUCAAAUGAAAAAAAGUUUUUCAUGUACAAUGCACUUCUUAAAUGAAAAGGGGA
Molecule: messenger RNA, 1831 nt
Organism: Eutrema salsugineum
Lineage: Eukaryota; Viridiplantae; Streptophyta; Magnoliopsida; Brassicales; Brassicaceae
Exons: 8
Coding region: 233-1564 (443 amino acids)
Molecular function (GO): zinc ion binding
Source: RefSeq, a predicted model, not a curated record